Dictyostelium discoideum AX4 is the source of this 1602-nucleotide messenger RNA. RefSeq lists its product as hypothetical. The transcript has a single exon. NCBI's taxonomy places the organism in Eukaryota, Evosea, Eumycetozoa, Dictyosteliales, Dictyosteliaceae. Gene Ontology annotation, cellular component: cytoplasm; nucleus. The coding region runs from base 1 to 1602 and encodes 533 amino acids. The record is from RefSeq and is a predicted model, not a curated record.
AUGCAAAUUUUUGUUAAAACUCUCACUGGUAAAACCAUCACAUUGGAAGUUGAAGGUAGUGACAACAUUGAAAAUGUCAAGGCUAAAAUUCAAGACAAAGAAGGUAUUCCACCAGAUCAACAAAGAUUAAUCUUUGCUGGUAAACAAUUAGAAGAUGGUCGUACUCUUUCUGAUUACAACAUUCAAAAGGAAUCCACUCUCCAUUUAGUUCUUAGAUUAAGAGGUGGUAUGCAAAUCUUUGUAAAAACUCUCACUGGUAAAACCAUCACCUUAGAGGUUGAAGGUAGUGAUAACAUUGAAAAUGUUAAAGCUAAAAUUCAAGACAAAGAAGGUAUCCCACCAGAUCAACAAAGAUUAAUUUUCGCUGGUAAACAAUUAGAAGAUGGUCGUACUCUCUCUGACUACAACAUUCAAAAGGAAUCCACUCUCCACUUGGUUCUCAGAUUAAGAGGUGGUAUGCAAAUCUUUGUAAAAACCUUGACUGGUAAAACUAUCACCUUGGAAGUCGAAGGUUCUGACAACAUUGAAAAUGUUAAAGCCAAAAUCCAAGACAAAGAAGGUAUCCCACCAGAUCAACAAAGAUUAAUUUUCGCUGGUAAACAAUUAGAAGAUGGUCGUACUCUCUCUGACUACAACAUUCAAAAAGAAUCCACUCUCCAUUUAGUUUUAAGAUUAAGAGGUGGUAUGCAAAUUUUUGUUAAAACUCUCACUGGUAAGACCAUCACCUUAGAGGUUGAAGGUAGUGAUAACAUUGAAAAUGUCAAAGCCAAAAUCCAAGACAAAGAAGGUAUCCCACCAGAUCAACAAAGAUUAAUUUUCGCUGGUAAACAAUUAGAAGAUGGUCGUACUCUCUCUGACUACAACAUCCAAAAAGAAUCCACUCUCCAUUUAGUUUUAAGAUUAAGAGGUGGUAUGCAAAUCUUUGUUAAAACUCUCACUGGUAAAACCAUCACCUUGGAAGUCGAAGGUAGUGAUAACAUUGAAAAUGUCAAAGCCAAAAUCCAAGACAAAGAAGGUAUUCCACCAGAUCAACAACGUCUCAUUUUCGCUGGUAAACAAUUAGAAGAUGGCCGUACUCUCUCUGAUUACAACAUCCAAAAAGAAUCCACUCUCCAUUUAGUUCUCAGAUUAAGAGGUGGUAUGCAAAUCUUUGUAAAAACCUUGACUGGUAAGACCAUCACAUUGGAAGUCGAAGGUUCUGAUAACAUUGAAAAUGUCAAAGCCAAAAUUCAAGACAAAGAAGGUAUUCCACCAGAUCAACAAAGAUUAAUUUUCGCUGGUAAACAAUUAGAAGAUGGUCGUACUCUCUCUGACUACAAUAUUCAAAAGGAAUCCACUCUCCAUUUAGUUCUCAGAUUAAGAGGUGGUAUGCAAAUCUUUGUUAAAACUUUAACAGGUAAAACUAUCACCUUGGAAGUCGAAGGUAGUGAUAACAUUGAAAAUGUUAAAGCCAAAAUCCAAGACAAAGAAGGUAUUCCACCAGAUCAACAACGUCUCAUUUUCGCUGGUAAACAAUUAGAAGAUGGUCGUACUCUCUCUGAUUACAACAUUCAAAAGGAAUCCACUCUCCAUUUAGUUCUCAGAUUAAGAGGUGGUAACUAA